Platichthys flesus (European flounder) is the source of this 5790-nucleotide messenger RNA. RefSeq names its product leucyl/cystinyl aminopeptidase (gene lnpep). The coding region runs from base 384 to 3491 and encodes 1035 amino acids. NCBI's taxonomy places the organism in Eukaryota, Metazoa, Chordata, Actinopteri, Pleuronectiformes, Pleuronectidae. Gene Ontology annotation, cellular component: cytoplasm. Gene Ontology annotation, biological process: proteolysis; peptide catabolic process. Gene Ontology annotation, molecular function: zinc ion binding; peptide binding; metalloaminopeptidase activity. The transcript is spliced from 22 exons. The record is from RefSeq and is a predicted model, not a curated record.
GAAGUGACAUUAACGCGUUCGUGAGUUUGCGAUGCGUCUCGGGAUAAGAGUUGUUUACGUAUUUCUACCGCGACGUUGUGAUCUGAGACAAGCCCCGCCGAGUUCACGCGCUGUAAACAACCAUGGAGGAUAAAGUUGUGGGGACGAGCUAACGGCAGCCGAACGAAUGUCUCUCGGUCGACUCCAAUUGUUGGAAGUUGUCUCGGUCCGAGCUAGCUGCCUAGGAGCUAACGUCAGUACAGUGAGGACGGGCGGCGGCCGCUGUGUGUUGUGAGCGUGUGGCAGCCUGAGGUGGGUCGUGGCCAGACACACAAACACAUCGCGUGCGUGGAGCCGCCGUGGACGCGUUCAGGACGAGAGGAGCUGUGGGACGCGUCUCCACCAUGGACCCGUUCGACAGCAACACUGCAGAGCGAGCCAAUCUGCCCAGGAACAUGAUUGAGAACAGCAUGUUUGAAGAGGAGCCGGAUGUCGUGGAUUUAGCCAAAGACUCCGCUGCAUUUCCGACGUUUCCUGCUCUUGACCCAGAUGAGGUGGUGUUUGAGCCUCGUAGUUCACGGCUGCUUGUUCGAGGCAUGGGAGAGAAUGACAUGGACGAGGAUGAGGAGGACUGCGAGUCUUCAGCCCGUCUGUUGGGCAUGUCCUUCAUGAACCGUAGUUCUUCUAACAGACCUAACUCUUCCCUGUACACAAGACAGGCUCCACCCAGGUCAUGUUCACGACCCUCAUCCCGGACCAUGGUUGUAUGUGUGUUAUUCCUUGUUAUAGUGGCCUCUAUGACCAUGGUGCUGUACUUCCUACCUGGAUGCACCUUCACCAAAGCAGGUUGUCAUAAACCGAACCAGACCAUUCCCCAGGAGACAGUCUACCCUAACGCCAGCAAUGGCGAACUGUUUCCAUGGGCCCAGUUUCGACUGCCUCAUAGCAUACGUCCUCUCAGCUAUAACCUCACCCUUUUCCCUGACCUCGACAAUAUGACCUUCACUGGGCGCACUGUCAUCAACAUGUCUGUGCUGCACAACACCAAGCGCAUCAUCCUGCACAGUGAUAGUCUGCACUUUACCAAAGCUACCUUCAAGCUGGGUGACGGGGAGGCCAGUGAUGUGACUAUAUUGGAGUACGAACCCAAACAGCAGAUUGCUGUUAAAUUUUCUGCAGAGCUGAAGGCAGGCCAGUACUGUGUUCUGACCCUGGAUUACACUGCCAACCUCUCGCACACCUAUGGAGGUUUCUACAACAGCUCCUACACUGAAAAAGAUGGAAACAAAAGAUUUCUAGCCGCAACCCAGUUUGAACCACUAUCAGCCAGGAAGGCCUUCCCUUGCUUUGAUGAACCAGCUUUCAAAGCCACCUUUCUGAUUACAAUCAACAGAAAACCAAACUACAUGACUCUUUCCAACAUGCCUUUGGCUAAAUCCACACUCCUCUCUGGGGGCCUCAUCCAAGAUGAGUUUGAAAAGACCACUGUCAACAUGAGCACCUAUCUGGUGGCCUUCAUCAUUGCUAAUUUUACCCCGAUCAGCAUAAAUGUCUCAAACACUCAAGUAUCUGUGUACUCUGUGCCAGAGAAGAAGGAGCACACUGACUACGCUCUGAACAUAACCUCCAAACUGCUGGAGUUCUACAAUAAGUUCUUUGAAAUAGACUACCCCCUCAAAAAACUAGACUUGGUAGCCAUCCCAGACUUCCUGGCAGGAGCCAUGGAGAACUGGGGACUCAUCACUUUCCGUGAGACCAGCCUGCUUGUGGGCAAACAGUCGUCCCCUCUGGAGAAACAAGUAGUUGCCUCCGUCAUAGCGCAUGAGCUCGCUCACCAGUGGUUUGGAAACUUGGUGACUAUGAGCUGGUGGAACGACCUGUGGCUCAACGAAGGCUUUGCCACUUACAUGCAGUACAUGUCACUGCAGGCAGUGUUGCCUCAGCUGGACAUUGGUAAUUUGUUCCUGGCAAUGCGUUUCAGAGCCAUGGACAAAGAUUGCCUUAACUCCUCCCACGCUGUGUCGACAGAGGUUAACACGGCGGAACAGGUGGAAGAGAUGUUUGACUCUGUGUCCUAUGAAAAGGGUGCAUCCAUUCUUCUGAUGCUGAACGCGUCCCUGCCAUGGGAUCAACAGUUCAGAAAAGGGAUCAUUCAAUACCUAAAACAGUUCAGUGGAUCAAACACAGACACAAACGACCUCUGGAACAGCCUCACACAGGUCGAGGUAUCGACACAGCACCAGAAUGUGUCAGAGAUGAUGAGCUCAUGGACAUCACAGAAAGGCUUCCCAUUGGUCACUGUAAGCCGCAAAGGCGAUCAAGUGACCCUUACACAAGAGCACUUUCUCCUCACAUCUGACAAUGCCACCCAUACUUCCAGCCUGUGGAAUAUACCGGUGACGUACGUAAACGACAGCUGUAGUUUGGCCCCUGAGUGCAGACAAGUGUUUAAUCUGAAGACAAAAACGGGCACUUUUAAGCUGCCAGAAAGUGUAAAGUGGCUAAAGUUGAACUACAGAAACACAGGGUUCUACAUCGUCCACUACGGUAAUGAAGGCUGGGCUGCGCUUCAAGAUGCUUUGUCCAACAAUGUCAGUGUUCUUACACAUGAGGACCGUGCCUCGCUCAUACACAACAUCUUUGCUCUCUCCAGAUUGGGACGCGUAUCUUUCUAUCAAGUCCUCACUCUGUUGAAAUACAUGCCCAAUGAAACAGAGACGACUCCUGUGAUGGAAGCCUUGUUACAGCUCAAUAAUAUCUACAGGCUGCUGGAUAAAAGACAGGAGAAUGGUCUCGCAGCCCGUAUGAAGAAUCGUAUUCUGGAGUACUUUGGUUCUCUGAUGAACAAUCAAACAUGGGGAGAGGAGGAGAGUGUGUCCAAACAGGAGCUGCGCGCAGCCCUUCUGGAGAUGGCGUGUACUCUGAAUCAACCAAACUGCAUUCAGCAAGCUAAAGCCCUGUUCAAACAGUAUAUCGAGUCCAAUGGGACUUCACGGAUUCCAGGUGAUCUGCAGCGAGUUGUGUUCACUGUGGCUGCUCAGUCAGAUGAAGAUUGGGAGACUUUGUUUCACAUGUAUGGACACGCCACCUACGAUGCAGAGAAGCGAAAGAUGCUACAGGGGCUAGCAUCCACCCAGAAUACACGGCAGUUGGUUUGGAUCCUAAAAGAAGGUCUGAACGGGGAAAUCAUCCAAACACAGGAGUUGCCGUUGGUCAUCAACACCGUGGUUAAAGGCUUCGCUGGCUACUUGUUUGUCUGGGAUUUUGUACAAGAGAAUUGGGACCGACUCAUAGAAAAGUUUCCUCUGGGCUCUUAUGCCAUCCAGUCAAUCGUCAAAUCGGCCACCUCCCAGUUCUCUACACAGGCACAUCUCGACCAGGUUCAGGGUUUCUUCUCCGGCCUGAAGGGUCGCGGCUCUCAGAUGAGGAGCGUACAGGAAGCUUUGGAGACAAUCAGGCUAAAUCUGCGCUGGAUGGACCAGAAUCUAUCUACACUCCGAAAGAGACUCUAAUACAGAUAACCGGAGCAUGUAGUCAAUCAACAGCAGUGUUUGCACUCCUGUAGGACUGUCUCCUAACUCCCUUUAUCCCGGUAAGAGAAGUAACCAAGGCCAGAGUCUGUCCUCGACCCGGCUGGACAAGGUUCUCUGAGAUUGGUCCUGUAUGUUGUAUUUUUUAGCUCAGGGUGGCUCUGAUUGUGUAUUUGACAGGAGGUAAUCAGAUGCCAACAUACUCACUCCUCAUACUUAAUGCUGUCGACCAAACCCCUCCACUGCAGCUCUCAUGUAAUCCUUAAGCCCCUGCAGACAAUCACUCUUCACCCAAACGACCUUGGCUCAGCUUUCUCUCAGGCACUUCACUCCAUGAGAUGUAGAAAUAGGCACUUCAACAAGAGCGAGCAUCAAGAAUGUCACUGAUUCUGUUUCAUGUCUGUCAACUCAGUCAGUCCUGGACUUUCUCUCAACUGUGGGAUGUAUGUAGAUGCAGCAGUCAGCGAUGAGGAGUUGAAGUAGUUGAGAGACGUCAGUUUUCUUUAAAUCAAACCAACCGUGUAUCGCUGCGUGAAACAUUUACUAUAUUAGUCAUGGUUUGGCUGGAAGAUUGAUUGGUAGCUUAAAGUACCCAACUUGUUACAGAAUCAAUCAAAUGUGCUGACAAAAACUUCCCACUGUGUACAGCAGAUGGCGCACUGCAGCACAAGUUUGAAUCGACAACCAAUGUGUCUUAGGUGAGGGCUGGCAGCGCACACUGGAACCAAAUCUUUUUUCUUUCUUUCUUUCUCUUCUUUCUUUCUUUUCAUCUCCUUUCCUUUAGUUUCCUUACUCCCUUCCCUACUAUCAGUCAUGAGCCCAGUUUAUCUCUGAUCUUCGACUUGUAUGUUAUUAGCUUUUUCCGUGUGCAGUGCAGCAGUCACUGUGUGGACUCCUUCUUUAACUCGUGUGCUUAUAAACUUGUAAUUAUAAUGUAAAUAGGUUCUACGCCUCCACAAACCCUUUCCCCUGCGAUUUUUGGAUGUACCAUUUUAGACCCCCUGACUUUUACCGUUUUGAGAUUUGCUUUCUGUCGUGUGGGUGUAUAUAAUGUAAAGGGGGUCACGUAUACCUAUAAUUGAUCAAGAGUCUCGAUCAGAUUCUUUUUACUGUACAGUAUUUCCUGAUUUCAACCACAAGGAGGAAAUCCUUAGCUGAAGAAUGUUUGUGUUUUAAGGGCUAUGCAUAUUGAAGAUACAGUGUAGGGAUAUAGAAGAUGAUCUAUAUUGGGCAUGUGUCCAGGUCAUCAGCCAAAUGAAAAUGCAUAGGUCAAAAUUUCCUCCGAUGUUAACCAGAAUGAAGAGAAGCCUAUAGCUAUUUAUUAAGACUUGCUCCAAGAUGUUAUUUAACUACAGUUGAACACUCGUUCUGAGCUUUAUUUAAGUUGGUAGUUAUUCUAUGAGUCACUGUCCUAUUAUCCAGGAUAAUUGAUCUCAAAUUGUUUUUCAGAUAUUUUGACUCAUGAGGCUUGUUACUAGUUGUCAUAUUACUAUCAAAGCUUUGACGUGCCAUGUAUGCUUCAGGAAGUCAAACAUAGAUCACAAUCCCCUCCUGACCCUCUGAAUGAGUGGGAAUCCAGUGUGGGACCGGUGUGGGACCAUGUGGUUACCUCUGCCCUUUACUGAGUCCUAUUGGUUUUAAUGAAGCUUAAAAUGAAGACAUACUGACACAAUACUGCAGGGGGCACCUGUAUGCCAACUGACUCCUGUGUUAACAGUAGGGGGCAGCAGUAGGAUGAGUCAUAGUGCAUAGAGACAUUGAUUUAAUACUAUUGAGUAAAUUAGACUUUACCUAUAGAAUCUUACUGUGGUUUAGAUCUGUCUACACACAGUAUUUCCAUUGACUCACUCUAUCCAGUCCGUCAAAGUCUAUGUGAUUAUGUCUUUAAUUGGAAUCUAAAAAUAUGCCCUUAACCGCACAUAUAAUAUUUUAAAAUCCAGGAAUCAGUUAAUUAAUUAGUAUUAUGUAAAUAGGGGUGUAAAACAGAUUUUAGCACCAUAAUUUCUGUCAGGAAACGAAUUGAUCCCUUUGAAAUCAGUUGUAGGAGGUUUUCAGAGACUGAAGUUUUAGACCCCAUUCUUACUGGUCAGGUACGAGCUUCAGUGAGAGUCGUGGAUCCAGCGAUGAGAGAAUAGUAGUAGAUUGGACGGCCACAUGUAAAGUUAAGCUGAUCAGAUCCUCUUCGUUCUUGCACUGAGAAAAAAAAUGCUGCAGAUGCUUUUAAAAAUGUGUUGCUCCUUUAUGUGAAAAAAAUAUAAUAAAGUUGUUUUAUGAAAAUGUU